CUUAAGUUUUUAUAAGAUCAAAUAAUUUUAUCGCUGUUAUAGUUGUGUAUUUUUAUUUGAUAUUUUAUAGAAUUUCUCAAUAUGUCUAAUUUUAUUCUUAUUAGAUCUUAUAGACAAGAAGAUGAACCAUUUUGCAAAAAGUUACUUAAAGCUGGUAUAAUCGAUUCGCUAAAUGCAACAUUUACUGCAUUUUUAACUAGGAAAGGAGCUAUUAAUGCAAUAAAUGCAUCAAUUGUAAUGUUUACAUUGGCACUCAUAAUAGUAGGAUUUCCUAUUGUUUAUUGUAUUAUGUUUAUAUUUAUACCACCAAUUAUUUUUUACAUUUUUUUAUAUGCAACUUUUUUGUAUGAAGCUAGAAAUGUUGAAAAUGAAGCAUCUGCGAUUACAUGGAUUUACACAUCAGAUAAUUCUUCCUGUUUUUGGAUAGCGGAAGCAUAUGAAGAUUAUUCAUUAAAUCAUCAACAAAAUCAACGAUAUAUUUUCAUGACAGAGGAAAAAUUUAAUGAAUCUAAUAUUAAUGUUUCAAGGUAUGUCAAAAAAGUUGUAGGUACUAUUGCUUUCUAUAAUUGUAAUAGGUCACCAAAUUCUGGUUGGAUAAAAAGAUUAAGUGUUCAUAAAAACUAUAGAAGAAAAGGUAUAGGAAGUUAUCUUGUGAAUCGAGUUUUGCAAUUUGGCGAAGAACAAGGAUUUGAAUAUAUUAAUGUGAUUAUUUCAGAAUAUAGAAUAGGAGCAAUACUUUUAUUUAUAAAAAAAGGUUUCAAUAUGCAUAAUAUACACAGUAAAUCACAUUUUAUGUUAAUAGCGUUUUAUGAAUAUGUAUAUCGAACGACGCAUUAUCGUCCACGUUAUUAAAAACCCACAUAAUGUAUAAUCUAUACCGGAUAACUAAACUAUUCAUCACACUUAAAUAUUUAAAUCAAAUGUGUUAAUAGUAUUUUUAUGUUUAUUUUUUAUAUGAUAUAAUUUUUUUUUAGAAUAUAUGAAAGCAAAAACAGUGUAAAAAUUUGGUAAUUCUCUAUUUUACAUCUUUAGAGGAUAUCAAUAUUUUCCAAUUUCUUUAUUUCCCAAUAUUUACAUUUGGAUCUAACUUAGGUCAAUAAUAUUUGAAAUAAUUUAU
Molecule: messenger RNA, 1117 nt
Organism: Vespa crabro (European hornet)
Lineage: Eukaryota; Metazoa; Arthropoda; Insecta; Hymenoptera; Vespidae
Exons: 2
Coding region: 82-852 (256 amino acids)
Molecular function (GO): N-acetyltransferase activity
Source: RefSeq, a predicted model, not a curated record